Oncorhynchus nerka (sockeye salmon) is the source of this 1865-nucleotide messenger RNA. RefSeq names its product nedd8 activating enzyme E1 subunit 1. Gene Ontology annotation, molecular function: NEDD8 activating enzyme activity. The transcript is spliced from 20 exons. Gene Ontology annotation, cellular component: cytoplasm. NCBI's taxonomy places the organism in Eukaryota, Metazoa, Chordata, Actinopteri, Salmoniformes, Salmonidae. Gene Ontology annotation, biological process: protein neddylation. The coding region runs from base 79 to 1680 and encodes 533 amino acids. The record is from RefSeq and is a predicted model, not a curated record.
GUUCACAUAUUUGUCUCUCUAUCGAAUCAGCGAAUAGAGUUAUCAAAUUAACUGGUGGGAUUCUUCUCCAAGCGGACCAUGGCAGCGACUAAAACUGCUAAAGAGCAGAAAUACGAUAGACAAUUGAGAUUGUGGGGAGACCAUGGCCAAGAAGAACUUGAAAAUGCACACGUAUGCCUGAUCAAUUCCACUGCAUCCGGGACUGAAAUACUCAAGAACCUUGUGCUUCCAGGCAUUGGAGCAUUCACUAUUGUCGAUGGACACAAAGUCUCCGGGGAAGACGUCGGGAAUAACUUUUUUCUUAGCAACAACAGCAUAGGAAGGAAUCGAGCCCAGGCUGCCACAGAGCUGCUACAGGAGCUGAACACUGAUGUAUCUGGCAACUUUGUGGAGGAGAGCCCAGACAAGCUCUUGGACAAUGACCCAGAGUUCUUCCACAGGUUUACCCUGGUGAUUGGUGUCCAGCUGCCAGAAAGCACUUGUUUGAGACUGGGGUCGGUGUUGUGGAAUGCAAACGUACCUUUCCUGGUGUGUAGAACGUAUGGCCUCGUCGGUUACAUGAGGCUAGUAGUGAAGGAGCACACAGUGAUUGAGUCUCAUCCAGACAAUGCCUUGGAAGACCUGAGGCUUGACCAACCUUUUGCAGAACUCAAGAGCCACAUCCAGUCCUACGACUUGGAGGGAAUGGGGAAGAAGGAUCACAGUCAUACACCAUGGAUCAUCAUUGUUGCCAAAUACCUAGAAAAGUGGUUCAGUGAGCACAAUUUUCAGUUACCGAAGAACUACAAAGAGAAGGAGGCCUUCAAACAGCUUAUUCGGCAAGGAAUCCUGAAGAAUGAGAAGGGAACUCCCGAGGAUGAGGAGAACUUUGAGGAGGCCAUCAAGAACGUCAACACAGCCCUUAACCCAACCAAGAUUUCGAGUGGCGUUGACGACCUCUUCAAUGGAGAGCAAUGCAAUGACAUUACAUCACAGACUCCAGCCUUCUGGGUGAUGACGCGAGCAGUGAGGGAGUUUGUGCAGAACGACGGCGGCGGAAACCUACCUGUACGUGGCUCCAUUCCAGACAUGAUUGCGGACUCAGAGAAGUUCAUCAACCUCCAGAAUGUUUAUAGAGAGAAGGCAAUGCAAGAUGCUUCUGUCGUGUCUAAGCAUGUAGAGUCUCUCCUGCAGUCUGUUGGAAAGCCCUCAGAGAGCAUAUCUGAGCAGGACAUCAAACUAUUCUGCAAGAACGCUGCCUUCCUGAGGGUGGUGCGCUGCAGGUCUCUGGCUGAAGAAUACAGCGUGGAGACGGUCAAUAAAGAUGCGAUCACCUGCUCCAUGGACGGUGCAGAUGGGGAGAUGGUGUUGUACCUUAUGUUGCGCUCUGUGGACCGUUUCUAUCAGCAGCACUCCCGCUACCCAGGUGUCUACAAUUACCAAGUAGAAGAAGACAUUAGCAAGUUGAAGCUCUGUGUGAACAGCCUUCUGCAGGAGUACGGCCUCAACGUCAGUGUGAAGGAUGACUACAUCCACGAGUUCUGUCGCUACGGUGCUGCUGAGCCACACACAGUGGCAUCUUUUUUGGGAGGAUCUGCUGCACAAGAGGCCAUCAAACUCAUCACUCGUCAGUUUGUUCCCUUCAACAACACGUUCGUCUACAACGCCAUGUCCCAGACAACUGCCACGUUUCAGCUGUAGAAAGCUAUUUUCCUCCUCAAUGACAUGCACUUAACCCCUCUGUAAAAUAUAUGAAUGGAAUGUUGCAGUGUAGUAGCAGCGAUAACUGAAAGUUUGGGUAGGUGGAGCACUUUGUUCGUACUGUACGUUUCCACAUAUUAUUAUGUUGUGAUAAACUGAACGACUGUUUCCGAUAUACUUUUCAA